CUCGGCUCGACGGCAAUCGGAAUUAGAAGCCAGCAGUAGUAGCAGAGAACGACGGGAAUUUUCUCGUUCGGUCGGUCGAACGGUCAAAUCCGGGUUGGUGUGGUGUGAAAAUCCGGAAAAAGCACCAUCCAUCUUAGAACUUGUUCCCGACGGAUGUUCGCAUCUCGUCCGGAACGCGAAGAACUUGGCAGUUGACGUUUUUGUUUUCUAAUGGCCCCUGUGCCCUAGCCUGGGUCAUCUGGUGAAAGUGAGAAACUCUGUUGUCCAGCGGCAGGUUAAUUUUCCUGCUCGUCGAGGAACGUGGCCACCGUGACGGUUUCGACUACCAACACUAUACGAAAUGAAAUAGAAGACGCGUACGGAGUGUGUCAGCAAUAAUAUCAUCAUCACCAUCGAAAACACCAAUAAUUCCAUCAUUCCAGAGUCUUCGUCGUCGUCGUCGUCGUCACAUUGAUUGGCAAUUCCGUAUCGUAAACCGCUGGCGACCUUCUGUGCGGCGGUCGUGUCCAGUAGAGUGAAGAGUGGACAAGUGGAACGUGAUGUGGUGCCGAAAAAACCAAGCCAAACGAGUGUGUGCGAUAAUUUGUUCGAAUUGACCAAAUUUUCGGAAAUAGUGUGAGUGCGCAUUUUGCGCCCGGUGAUCCUGGGGUUUUUUUGUUUUAUGCCUGCGCCCAAUUUCCGGUGCUUGUUUGUUCGGAAGUACUGAAGAAAAAUUCGUUCCGUUUGGGGAAGAUCGAUCCAAGUGUGAUUGGUUCGGUCAACAGGAACGAAACCGACGACCACCGGUCGACGCUAAUGGAACGAAAAUAGUGAGGAAGAAACAAAGUAGGGGAAAAAGAAAAGGCAGCCUUCGAUCGUCCCAGUCGCCAGGGAUGUGUGUGUGUGUCCAAGAGUAUUGUUGUUCAAUCAAAUAUUGUUUUGUUUCAGCACGUUGUUGUACAUCCGUUGUUCGGUUCCAGUGGAAGAAGAAAAGUUCACUUAUUAUAGAAAGUAGUAUGUUGUCAGGAUCCUACUGAGAGGAGUGGGUAAAGCAGGAAAAAAAGUACCAGCAAAGUGUCACCUGUUACGAAUCAUUGGUGGUAUCACCACGAAGAAACGGAAUAAAAGCGUUUUACGAGGCAGUGCGUGUGCGCCUUCGAGUGGUCGAGCCUCCGAGGAAGUUUGAAACCGCAGGAUUUAGGUUUUAGGAAGCAAGGCACACGCCGACAAGAAUUAGCAAAACACACGCGGCCGCUGUGUGCGUGCGCGUGUGUGUGCAUGUGAGGUGUCUGUGUUUGUGAGUGUCUGUGCGUGUGCGUGCGUCAAAACCAAACCACCAAGCCAACAAGCCAGUGUUAGUAGUCAGUCAGAACCGUACGACGGCGUACUCCGGCGAGAAUCCGUCAACAGUCGUCAACAAUUGGAUCAAGAAUAAGCAGAGGCAGUACACUAGAGUACGAGUAAACCACAAUGUCGUCGGGAACAUUUGUCGAUCGGAUCGAUCCGUUCGCUAAACGUUCGCUCAAAAAGAAGGGUAAAAAAUCUCAGGGCUCAUCGCGGUACAGAAGUUCACAGGAGGCGGAACUGCAGCAGCUGCCGUCGCUGAAAGUGGACUGUUCCAGCCUCGAGCAGGAGGAGCUGUUCAUUCGGAAGCUGCGGCAAUGUUGCGUUUCGUUCGACUUCAUGGACCCGCUGUCGGAUCUCAAGGGCAAGGAAAUCAAGCGGGCGGCUCUGAACGACCUGUCGGCGUACAUCACACAUGGGCGCGGUGUGCUGACGGAGAACGUCUAUCCGGAAAUUAUCAAAAUGAUAUCUGUGAACCUAUUUCGAACGCUCCCGCCUAGUGAAAAUCCGGACUUCGACCCGGAGGAGGACGAUCCGACGCUCGAGGCCUCCUGGCCCCAUCUGCAGCUGGUGUACGAGGUGUUCCUACGCUUCCUAGAGUCAGCCGACUUUCAAGCGACGUUCGGCAAGAAGGUUAUCGAUCAGAAGUUUGUCCUACAGCUCCUGGAGCUGUUCGAUUCCGAGGAUCCGAGAGAGCGUGAUUUUUUGAAAACCGUAUUGCAUCGUAUAUAUGGCAAAUUUUUAGGAUUACGUGCUUUUAUUCGUAAGCAAAUAAAUAACAUAUUUCUACGUUUUAUAUACGAAACGGAACAUUUCAACGGAGUCGGCGAGCUGCUGGAAAUUUUGGGAAGCAUAAUCAACGGCUUCGCCUUGCCGCUCAAAGCGGAGCAUAAGCAGUUCCUGGUGAAGGUGCUGCUACCACUGCACAAGGUGAAGGUGUUAUCGCUGUACCACGCCCAGCUCGCGUACUGCGUGGUGCAGUUCCUGGAGAAGGACGCCUCACUGACGGAGCCGGUGGUGCGCGGGCUGCUCAAGUUCUGGCCAAAGACCUGCUCCCAGAAGGAGGUAAUGUUCCUUGGUGAAAUCGAGGAGAUACUGGACGUGAUCGAACCGCCCCAGUUCGUCAAGAUCCAGGAACCGCUGUUCCGGCAGAUUGCCAAGUGUGUCUCCAGUCCCCAUUUUCAGGUGGCCGAGCGGGCACUCUACUUUUGGAACAAUGAGUAUGCGAUGUCACUGAUCGAGGACAACAAUGCGGUCAUCAUGCCGAUCAUGUUCCCGGCACUGUACCGGAUCAGCAAAGAACACUGGAACCAGACGAUCGUUGCCCUCGUCUACAAUGUGCUGAAAACGUUCAUGGAGAUGAACUCGAAGCUAUUCGACGAACUGACCGCCAGCUACAAGGCGGAGCGGCAGAAAGAGAAGAAACGAGAACGGGAACGGGAAGAGUUGUGGAAGCGGCUACACGAGCUGGAAAGUGCACGCCGACCGGAUGCACCCGGAGGUGGUCCCGGCAGUCUGAUAGCGGAUGGAACUGGAAAUUCUCUGCCAACUGGUGGCGGUGGCGGCGGCGGCGUCGGUGCGGUUUCGCAGCUCACACCCAACGCGCUAUCAUCCGCCACAUCCACGUCGUCGUCUUCUUCGCCGUCGUCCGUUACAUCCGGUAGCAAUCUGACUGGGCUCGGUGGAGCCUCGUCGCAACCACCGCCACCCGGUUCGGCCUCCAGUCACCAAACAGGCUCAGCGCCAUCCGCCACAUCCCCCAAUGCCGCCACCAACAAUGCCGCUACUGCGCCAUUAAACAAGUGAUGUACUGAAUAAUACUACUUUUAAAUACAUCUUCCCUCUGGUCAUGCCACCAACCACCCAACCCCGCCCCACUCACUCGAUCCAACCGUUCCGAAUUCCCGAAAAUCCGUUCCUUGCAUCAUCCUAAACAUCCCUUCUCUCCCGGUCAUCCAUCAACUACAUGCAUUCACUCAACCUCCUGCCCACUCACAAUCUUCGGACAUAUACACACCCACACGAACACACAUUCACCUAGAAUAUAGAGUCUGCACGCAUUGUUUCCGCUAGGACCCAAACAAACAAACAAAAAAAAACAAGAAUCCUUCGCUUUCGUAUUGAAGUACAUUGUAAAACGAACGAACGAAGGUCGGCAAAGUCAUCCCUAACAUCAUCCUUAGUAAAAAAAAAACAAUUGUUAUAAGAAAUCUGGCAGGCAGAAACCAAUAUUCAAUUGUAUGCUAACGAAAACAAAAAAAAAUAAAGAAAACAAUCUUUUUAUAGAGAAGAGCGAACCUAGUUGCAACUCGAAUGCAAAUAACAGAAUGGGUAAUACAAAGUAUGUAAAGUUAAUAAAUAAAACAAAAAGUUUACCUGCUUCUAUUGCUGUCGAGAGAAAAAGAAAAAAGAAUACUAGUAACAAAAACAAAAAAAAGGUGGUGAGUAAAAAACCCACUUUUAUUACCAUACAUUCACUUACACCACACGCAAUGAGCGAAAUAAACAGGAAAAAAAAGAAUCAUCUCUAUAGCAACAGCUCAGACAAAACAAAAAAAAAACAAACAAGUUUAGCAAUGACCCGGAACGCCAACGCCAUCUUUUCUCUCUCAUACACACAUUCACAUACACUUACACUCUGCCUACACGUAAACAUAAACAUGCUAACACAACCACAAAAACACAAACACACAGUAACCGAUGUGUCAACAUAAUAAUUAAAAAUAACAAGAUUAGCAUAUGACCUACCGCGACCACGUAGAGAACCAAGCAACAAAAAGAAAAAAAAAAGAAAAAACAAAACAGACGAGAAAAUUCAACAGUUAGAGGGAGAGAGCAAAACUUUAUUCUGUUCGUUUGGUUUGUUUGUUUGUUAACAAAAUGUAUUCACUGGAAUAAUCAUUUUUAUAUUGAAAAAACAAAAAUUCCGGAUCUCUGGAUUGCGAAACCGUCUGUGUCGAUGAGUUUUUCUCUGUAAUCUUUUUUUUUUUGAGCAGAUGGCUUCUUACUGUUGUGCUGAACUAGUCGAACUGGGGAACAUUGUAAUCCACCAACUGCGGUACUCCACGAUAGUUGAUUUUGUUUGAAUUGAAACUGAAUCGCAAGUUCGAUUACCAAAAACAAAAUAAAUAUCAUCCUUGUUUGAUAGAUUGGAAAUCAGCUGUUUUUUUU
Molecule: messenger RNA, 4494 nt
Organism: Malaya genurostris
Lineage: Eukaryota; Metazoa; Arthropoda; Insecta; Diptera; Culicidae
Gene: wdb
Product: serine/threonine-protein phosphatase 2A 56 kDa regulatory subunit epsilon isoform
Exons: 8
Coding region: 1450-3129 (559 amino acids)
Biological process (GO): signal transduction; protein dephosphorylation
Cellular component (GO): nucleus; protein phosphatase type 2A complex; cytosol
Molecular function (GO): protein phosphatase activator activity
Source: RefSeq, a predicted model, not a curated record